Messenger RNA from Arabidopsis lyrata subsp. lyrata, 784 nucleotides. Its product is annotated as transcription factor MYB117. Gene Ontology annotation, molecular function: RNA polymerase II cis-regulatory region sequence-specific DNA binding; DNA-binding transcription factor activity, RNA polymerase II-specific. Lineage: Eukaryota; Viridiplantae; Streptophyta; Magnoliopsida; Brassicales; Brassicaceae. Gene Ontology annotation, biological process: regulation of DNA-templated transcription. Gene Ontology annotation, cellular component: nucleus. The coding region runs from base 40 to 735 and encodes 231 amino acids. The transcript is spliced from 2 exons. The record is from RefSeq and is a predicted model, not a curated record.
CGGUUAUAGGUAAGAGAUAGAGACAGAGAUUAAUUGUCUAUGGAAGUCUCAAGAGGAAGCAAGAGUGAUGAGAAUAACAAGAGUUGUCAGAGAGGUCACUGGAGGCUUGUCGAAGAUGAAAACCUCCGGAAACUUGUUGUUCGACAUGGUCCCAAGAACUGGAAUUUCAUUGCUCAACAUUUUAAGGGACGAUCCGGAAAAAGUUGUAGAUUGAGGUGGUACAACCAAUUGGAUCCAAACAUACAAAAGAGACCCUUUACCGAUGAAGAAGAAGAUCGGUUAUUGAAAGCUCAUGCGGUCCAAGGGAACCGAUGGGCUUCUAUCGCUAGGAAGUUCCCUGGAAGAACCGAUAACGCGGUCAAGAACCGUUUUCAUGUUAUCGUGGCUAGAUGCAAACGUGAAGGAGGUGCUUCCAACACUAACUAUACUCUUCCGAGCCUCAACAACUUGAACGUUGAGCACUGGUGUUACCGGGCUACGCAUACACAAGACUCGUUCCCUUAUUGUAAUUCUCUUCUUGGAUCCUCAUCAGUUUCGAAUGAUCGCCAUGCAAGUCAUUUUGGAAACACAAGCUUGGUGGGUUUAGAGAAAAAUUAUAAAUUUCAUGGGACAUCGGAUAAGAGUUCAUCCGGAGAUGGACUAACUAGCAAUCUUGCUGAUGAUGUUGGGGGUGAGAAUGAGAACUAUAGUGUUACGUUCAUUGAUUUUCUUGGGGUUGGGUUAGAUUCUCAUUAGCUCAUAAUAUCAUAUCAAUAUAGUUAUAGUUUGAAGGGUUAAUUUUUAU